GCUAUUGUAUUGAUGUGUUGGAUAAGGUCGAGCAUAAUGAAAUGUGUAAAAGUAUGUUAUAUUAAAUAUGUAUAUCUUGAAUCACCUAUUAUUAUUAUUAUUAUUUUUUUUAGAUAAUUGCAAUAUUACGUUUGAAGACGAAUAUGAUAGUUUUUGUAUUGAUGUAUUAGAUAAAGCGGAAAAUAAUGGAUUGUGCAAAAGUAUUAUAUAUAUCUAUAUAUAAAUGAUAUCAUAAAUAUAUUGAUUUUUUUUUUAGCUGAUAAUGAUAAGCCGGAAUUGAUUUAAAUUGCCCCAAAUAUUUUCGUCGAGAAUAUACAAGCUGCAUCUUCAAAACAAAGUAAACGUGUAUAUAAUGAGAAUUCAAAUGGACAGAAUAAAAAUAAACGUAUGAGGACGACUACAUCAUCGACAUUUGUUCUAACAAAGUCUGCGUUCAACGGAUUGUGCAAAGAAUAUUUUUUAAAAAACACUGAUGGUAUUAAAAAUGCUAGAGAUUUUUUAGACCAUUCAAAGCCGGAGAUUUAUGCUAUACUAAACGAAUCAAUUGAAAACUCUCCGGUAAAGUAUAAUAUUAAAUUAGAGGCUACAUAUAUUAUACCUAAUACACAUACGAGAGAAAAUAGAGCAUUUAAAACUCGAUCAAGAUCAGUAUUUCAAUCAGAUGAUGUUAACAUUUUUUUAGAAUUAGAUUUUAUUAAGCUAUUACAAGAACAAGAAGAUAUGGAGCUCAAGGGCAGUGGCUUUUCAUUAGAGAGUAUAUACGGAAUUAUAUUCAACGUAAAUUUAUACAAACCUUUAGGAGGUUCGUCAUAUAUACCACUUCCGGCAUUUAUAGAGAGGAAAAAAGCGACGAUUAAUAUUCUGAACUUUGAUGAAAAAUGUUUUAAAUAUAGCAUUUUAGCUAAACUAGUAAAUCCUGUUCAUGCUGAAAGAAUAGGAUCUAAUUAUGUUGAAGUAGAGAACAGAUAUGAUUUUAAAAAUAUAAAUUUCCCUGCUUCAUUAAACGAUGUAACAAAAUUUGAAAAAACAAAUAAAGUUUCGGUUAAUAUAUAUAGUUUAAAAAACGGAGAGCUCAAAUAUAAAAAUAACGUAAAAAAAAAAAUUCAAAAAGAAUAAAUUAUACCACAACAAAACCUGAACAAACUAUAGUUUAUCCAGUAAAAGUAUGCGAGGAAGAACUUGAUGAUCACCAUGAUUUAUUAUUAUUUGGAGAUGGCACGGGAAAACAACAUUAUUGUCGUAUAACAAAUUUAGCAAAGUUAAUCGGAGCGCAACUUACAAAAAAUGGACACGCUAUGUCAUUAUGUAAGCGGUGUUUUAAGACAUACUUUGGUGUUAACCGUCGUGGGGUUACCGCAGAACAACGCCUUAAAGCCCAUAAAUUGAAUUGUAAUAAAAAUAAGCCUCUGAUACCAUUAUUACCGCGUCCUAAUACGUAUAUGAAGUUUGAAAAUUGGGAUCGUACGCGCAAACAUCCAUUUUAUAUUUAUGCAGACUUUGAAUCAAUAUUAGAAAAAAAUAGUAAUAAUGAUUCAAAUAAUACACACAAUA
Messenger RNA from Acyrthosiphon pisum (pea aphid), 1551 nucleotides. RefSeq lists its product as uncharacterized. NCBI's taxonomy places the organism in Eukaryota, Metazoa, Arthropoda, Insecta, Hemiptera, Aphididae. The transcript is spliced from 2 exons. The record is from RefSeq and is a predicted model, not a curated record. The coding region runs from base 388 to 1116 and encodes 242 amino acids.